AGCCUAGAUUCCGCUCUCUUUCCUUUCAUGGACAGGAGAGAGAGCAACAGUGAAAAUGGAAUAAAAAAUUAGGAACAAUGCUCUGUUUAUAACAGUGAAAAUGGAAUAAAAAUUUUUAGAAAUGACGCUCGCUCGCUCGCUCUCUCUCUCUCUCUCCGUACGCUCAAUAUUUCAUAUUUCCAUUCGUGCUAAUCAGAGUUACUUAUUACUUUGUGUCUCUAAAUUGACUCAUUGACCUCCAUAAAUCCUUUUUCAACCUCCUCAUCUCUUUCUCUCAUCCAUUAUAGCGUCCGGGUUUAUUGAGAAACAGACGUUGUAGCUCUGUUCUCAAAUUUUCCUGCCUGGGUUUCACAAGUUUUGCUCAAACAAUGGGUGUGGGGGGUAGAGUUGAUGAACCCAAUGACCAGUUCCCUGUGGGUAUGCGAGUUCUCGCCGUUGACGAUGAUACCACUUGCCUCAUGCUCUUGGAUGCUCUGCUUCGUCGAUGCCAAUACCAUGUUACAACGACAAGUCAGGCAAUCAUGGCUCUGAAGUUGUUGAGGGAAAAUAAAAACAAGUUUGACUUGGUUAUCAGUGACGUCCAUAUGCCAGAUAUGGAUGGUUUUAAGCUGCUUGAGCUCGUGGGGCUUGAGAUGGACCUACCUGUCAUAAUGUUGUCAGCAAAUGGCGAUACCAAGCUUGUGAUGAAGGGGAUUACUCAUGGGGCUUGUGAUUAUUUGCUGAAGCCUGUUCGAAUUGAAGAGCUAAAGAACAUUUGGCAACAUGUAGUCAGGAGAAGGAAGUUUGAUUCAAGGGACCAGAAUAAUUCUGAAGUUCACAACAAACCUUAUAAUGCAACUGGUGAAGCAGUACCAGGUUCCACAUGCACGGAAAAUUCUGACAGUAAGUUCAAUAAAAGGCGCAAAGACCUGAAUGAAGAUGAGAAUGAGGAACGCGAUGAAAAUGAACACGAUAAUGAGGAUCCAUCAAUGCAGAAGAAGCCUCGGGUUGUUUGGUCUGUGGAGCUGCAUCGUAAAUUUGUUGCGGCUGUUAAUCAACUGGGCAUUGACAAGGCUGUUCCUAAAAAGAUUCUAGAUUUAAUGAAUGUUGAGAAGCUUACUAGAGAAAAUGUGGCAAGCCAUCUCCAGAAAUACAGGCUUUACCUGAAAAGGAUCAGCUGUGUGGCAAGCCAGCAAGCUAAUAUGGUUGCAGCUUUGGGCAGUGCGGACUCUCCCUAUUUUCGCAUGGGCUCUAUAAAUGGAUUUGGAAAUUUCAAUACCUUGGGUGGAUCGACACAGUUUCAGAGAACCCUUGGAUCUUUCCCACCUAGUGGGAUGCUAGGUAGAUUAAACACCCCUACUGGUAGCAUAUCUGGCCAGUAUUCUGGAGGAAUGGUUCAAUUGGGUCAUACACAAAAUGCAAGUAACCCCAUUAAUGAUUGGCACAAGUUCCAGCCAGUUCUGUUGUCUGGAAACCAAAAUGGAAGUGCGCUUCAAGGGAUACCAAGGUCCCUGGAGCUUGACCGAUUACAGCACGGUAAGGGUGUUCCUUGCAUUGGAGAUCUCUUCGAUGUAAUUGAUGAUUCCAUGGUUUUGCCCAUUUCCAGUGGCUUUUCAAGCACAAAAAUGACCAUUGGUAGCUCAAGAAACUCUCCUGUUGGUGCCUCAAACAAGUCAAUAGCAGCAGAAGAACAUCCUCCACGGACCCAAAGUGGGGAACUUUUGGGAAACCAAUCUUCUGUUUCAAUAGCCUCCUUAAAUUCAGAAUUUUCAUCUCAUUUGGCAGAUAAUGAUAGAUGUCAUGACAACUGGCAGAGUGCUGCUGUUCAGUCAUGUGGCUUCCAAUCAAAUACUUUUUCAAUGGAUGACUGUUUUAAACAGGCUAAUCUGCAUCCAAGUAGCUUGAGAGAAAAUGUUUCUUCCAUGAUUCCUAUUGAGACUUAUCCUUCUGAUUUUCUUUGUAUCACCUCUGGGCCUCCUCGAUUCCAAGAUUCGAGAACAAAUUUACAAUGCCAGGAAGCCCAGGUCAGCACCAAUGCUGGGGAAAAUCUGAAAUAUACUCUAAAUCAAGAGUGGGGUAGCCAAAAACAGGAUGACUCCCAUAAUUCGAAUCUUAUAUUUAACUCGAUACCGUCAUCAAGCCGUGCUCCUGGUGUUGCGGAUCCGUUGGGCCAGCAUUUGAACACCAAAAAUGCAAUAUUCCAUAGAAAUAUGGAUUCUAAUUUAGUUACACAAACAAAUUCUGUUGAUCUAUUGACCAUGCAACACGAGGUUGAGAAUUCAGCUACAGAGGCAACAUUGAAGUCGAAGCAAGGGUUCUCAAUGGCGCAAAGGAAGCAGCAAAAUAGUUACCCUUCUAAUAAUUUUGGAUCUUUGGAAGAUCUAGUGGGUGUGAUGAUGAAACAAGGACAAGAUAAGGAGAACUUGAUGGAGGGGGAUUUUGGCUGCGAUGCUUAUUCCAUUAGGACAUGCAUAUGAUAACUGGAUAACUGUUAGUUAUGGUCACAACAAACAAAUGUUUAGUCUUUUAUCUCUUAGAAUGUGAGGCAUGCCCGCAUUGAUGGGCUGUCAUGUAACUUAUACUACAAAUUUUCUUUUGUAGCAACUUGCAACUGUCAAUUUCUGGUUUCUAAUUCUGUACUGUCCUUCCCUUUAAGAUAGCAUUGCCAUGAUGUUCCCCCUUUCCCUCCCAAGAACCAGCUAGUUUUGCACUGAAAAUACAUCUGUUGUCCAUGGGCCCGACAUUGAAUUAUUGAUCGAUGAUGCUUGCUGGUUCCA
This is a messenger RNA of Malania oleifera, 2756 nucleotides long. RefSeq names its product two-component response regulator ARR12-like. Gene Ontology annotation, molecular function: DNA-binding transcription factor activity; DNA binding. The record is from RefSeq and is a predicted model, not a curated record. NCBI's taxonomy places the organism in Eukaryota, Viridiplantae, Streptophyta, Magnoliopsida, Santalales, Ximeniaceae. The coding region runs from base 369 to 2456 and encodes 695 amino acids. The transcript has 6 exons. Gene Ontology annotation, biological process: cytokinin-activated signaling pathway; phosphorelay signal transduction system.